Caenorhabditis briggsae is the source of this 399-nucleotide messenger RNA. The record is from RefSeq and is a predicted model, not a curated record. Bases 1 to 399 code for a protein of 132 amino acids. Lineage: Eukaryota; Metazoa; Nematoda; Chromadorea; Rhabditida; Rhabditidae. The transcript is spliced from 3 exons.
AUGAUGCAAACCUGUGAGGAUCCAUUGGAGCUUAAGAAGAUUUUGGCUCCGUACUUUGAAGGUUUCAAUCGUACCACUGAGGUUGCUGAUGCUGAAGGAUCCAUGAAAUUCAUGCAUCCACAGGGAGUUAUUGUCCAGAGAGACACUACGUCGAUUUUUGGAAAGGAAGCGCUCACCGAUCUCUUCAAAAGAUGGUAUGACUUCACCGGACCGUACUACUUUAACCGCUACAACGAGAAAUACAGUGGAGGAGGUGACUAUAUUGUCGUCGAAGCCAAAAUGGAACUCGAGAAAGUCGGCGGAAACGAGGUUUUCCUUCGUGGAGAUGUGAUGCACAUCUGGAAGAAAGAGCAAGACAAAUGGCUCAUGUUCUACGAGCAAUACCACGUUGAAAACUGA